CGCACGAUCACCCUCCUCACUCUACAUCGCAUUGUGGAUUUCGUGGCAAGCUCGUGCUCAGGGUCAGGUAUUGCUGCAGCCUUUCCCGCGCUUCAACAUGCGAUAGCGCAGUGCAGUGUUCCAGCAAAGGCAGCAAAGGCUCGCGCGUAUAUUGCCGGGAUUCAGGGAGCCACUAUAAAACUCUCCUGGCAGCAUCGUUAUUCUUGUAGACGCAGCUCAGAACAUCAACUUACCCACUAUGGGCUACUGGGAAGUCAAAUGUCGAUUCUGUGGCGUAGGCUUCAACAUUGGUCGCUCGAGACGUCCCACUGAGCCUCGCUACAAAGGGUGGCUCAACACUGCUGAUAUGAUUGGCGUGCCACAAGGUAUUCGCAAAAAUUGCGUCAAGGGUAAAUGUUGGGUGAUCAUUCGCAGGGAGGGCCCGUGUCUUCCAGAUAAUGUCCAAUUGAAGGAUAUGAUAUCGACUCAAGACAUCGACGACAAUGACGAUCCAGCAGACAGCGAUUACAUGCUGGACCAAGACGACCAGGAAGAUGAGUACGAAGAGCUUGAGUUCAUUUCCGAUGACGAGAUGAUCAGCGAUGGCGAAUAUGGUGAUGCUGAAGAGUCCGAAGAGAUUAUGGGGGACGGCGUCAAGACAGACGCAGAUCGCAGGGAAUCGCAAAACACAAAUGGAAUACCUCAUCAACCGAAGAGUAUCAACGACAAUGUCCCGCAUUCUCCAAGCAAUCACAGCACCCAAGCGUGGACUUUCGGAUGGUGCCGAAGCACCCCAAAGUUUCAGGUAAUGAUAGAUCAGACCAUCGAUGACCGCAAGACCUGGCUCCCUGCACAAAAAUUCUACAAAGCCAAAACGCCUUUGUACUACGAUCGUAUGCACGAAAUCGAGCACACGACUGAAAGUGCAGACUGCUCGACUGUGACCGCAUAUAACGGCAAUCUCAUCGAGUUCGAAGAAAUGAGGGACUGCAAUGUCUUUCAAGGAAUGGUCCGCCGACAACCCAAUUGGGCCCCGGAAUCCGAUGAUAUCGACUACGAAAGCGCGAGCCGAUAUGUAUUCACAGGACUGUGUGGUCACAUGUCGUCAACGGAUUUGCGAUUCUUCCCGCACCUGCGCCCUAUACGCUACGGACAAGAUAGUGUCUUCUGCAACGAGUAUGUCUGGGAUCCGAACGACAAUUAUGCCAUGCCGUUCCAUCCUUGGUGCUUUGAUAUAUACGCUAGGCUGUCUCGUCGGUGUAAUGGCGUUGUCGACGUCAACGGCCUGAUGGACUGGCAUUAUUUCGUUGACGGCCCCAGGUAUGGGGAACCAACGUACCGUGCAGACGGAAAUGUAGACGAAGACGAUCGUCCCUACUCCUGGGGUCAUCACGAACAUGUGAGAGGGUGUGGGAGCGAUUUUUGGCUCCAUCCGAAAGGGACAGAGUACCUUGCAGCGAAUCCUUUGUUUGUCCCAAAGUUGCCAGCUCUGCUACAGAUGGCCACUGAAACGAAGCCUGACUUUGAUCCUAGAGGAAGCCCAUUCGCCGAGUCUAAGGAUGAUGGACUACAGACCGAUGACUUCUCACGACUCCCGUGGGAGUUGAAGAUGGAGAUUCUCUCGCAUCUCUCGUCGAAGAACAUUGCGAACUUGCGCCUAGCCAGCCGCACCUUCAGACACUUACCCAACACGCUAUGGAAACAUCUUCUGAUGAAAGAGAUGCCAUGGCUAUGGGAAGUAUGGUGUGACGACGAGCCCUAUUUCUGGGCCGCAGUAGCGUUCGGUAACAUCGCACAAUCCUACAUCGACAACGAGCGCGACCUGGCUAGAUACGAUGAACAGUCUGCCGAAAUAGAUCGCAUUAAUCGUAUAAUUGAAGAAGCAUACGUUCGCGAAAACCCAGCGUUUGUCGGACGGUGGAAAAAAGCAAGCGCAGAAGCUCUAGGUGAGCGACCGGUUCUGUCACAGGACUGGCGAUCCAAGGCCAGUCCUGUCUCUGGUAAGUUGCCGUCCAGCAAGACGAACUGGUAUUCGCUCUACACACUCAUCACGCGACAUUGGAAAGAUUUGAAGGGUUUGAGGAACAGAGCGCGAAUAUGGACUGAUAUUGAACGAAUGAUGGGUAUGAUCGCAGAAUCAAGAGAGCGCGGUCUCAUUUCGCCGCUUGGAGGAGACCCGACGUUUUGAUCAAUCACUUGGUUUGCAUUGCAUACAGGUCUGAUAGACUUACCGUAUGGCCAUACGUUCAAACGGUCAUCUUGCUCUCUCCGUCGACCAAUCGAUUCUGUGCCUCGAGUGUCUUGCUGAACCAAAUGUGAAAACUACUUCUACUCCCACUUUCACCGUUUGAAUCAAGUCUAAAGUGUCCGUAACAAGAUGCUAAACGACAAACAAACAAUCAUGCCACCAAAGACGACAAGUACUACUACCAACAGUCGUAGAUUAUAUAUUUGAGAAGCAUCAUCUCUACUCACUCCCAAUGACCCCACUUCCAAUACACAUUCACAGGCUGUCAAGCUCAGACGAGACUUGGCUCUCCAAUGGGAUCACGAGAUACCGC
Molecule: messenger RNA, 2540 nt
Organism: Pseudovirgaria hyperparasitica
Lineage: Eukaryota; Fungi; Ascomycota; Dothideomycetes; Acrospermales; Acrospermaceae
Exons: 1
Coding region: 239-2167 (642 amino acids)
Molecular function (GO): protein binding
Source: RefSeq, a predicted model, not a curated record